Oncorhynchus mykiss (rainbow trout) is the source of this 5489-nucleotide messenger RNA. Its product is annotated as exostosin-2. The record is from RefSeq and is a predicted model, not a curated record. Lineage: Eukaryota; Metazoa; Chordata; Actinopteri; Salmoniformes; Salmonidae. Gene Ontology annotation, cellular component: Golgi apparatus; membrane. Gene Ontology annotation, molecular function: acetylglucosaminyltransferase activity; N-acetylglucosaminyl-proteoglycan 4-beta-glucuronosyltransferase activity.
CAUGCAGAGUCGCCCACGGGUUUCUGACAGGCGAAGAAGAGUUCCACUUCCGGAAAUCAAAUUAUUCACACGAUAGCUAAUUAAACGGUAUUGAUGUUAUCUACCUAACGUUAAAUGUAUAAAAACUAUACAUUAUGGCUUUGCCGCUUAGCUAAGAAGAGGGUAUGAAUUAACAGUUUGUGAUCGACUUCGCACCGGUCAAGCGUGAAUGCUCAGCAUGUGCGCGUCUGGAAAGUACAGUUCACGGGGCCCGGCUCUGAUUCCACGGAUGAAAACCAAGCACCGCAUCUACUACAUCACCCUGUUCUCUGUGGUGCUGUUGGGACUCAUCGCCACAGGGAUGUUCCAGUUCUGGCCACACUCCAUCGAAUCAACGGCAGACUGGAGCCUGGACCGACGCAGCGUGCACGAUGCACCUCUCGUCCAACUGCCUGUCUCCAACCCUAUUCCUGAGAGAGGGGACCUUAGCUGCAGAAUGCACACUUGUUUUGAUGUGUAUCGAUGUGGCUACAACCCUAAGAAUAGAAUCAAGGUGUACAUCUAUCCUCUGCAGCGUUUUGUGGAUGAGGGAGGAGUGCCAAUCAGCAGCACAGGCCUGUCUCGAGAAUACAAUGACCUGCUCAGUGCCAUCUCCGACAGUGAGUUCUACACUGAUGAUGUCACCAGGGCAUGCCUAUUCGUGCCCUCUAUUGAUGUGCUCAAUCAGAACUCUCUGCGCAUCCGGGAGACUGCCCAGGCUCUGGCCAUGCUCCCCAGGUGGGACAAAGGGAUGAACCACCUUCUGUUCAACAUGUUACCUGGAGGACCUCCAGACUACAACACAGCCCUUGAUGUACCAAGAGACAGGGCUCUGCUUGCAGGGGGAGGCUUCUCCACGUGGACCUACAGGCAGGGUUAUGACGUCAGCAUCCCUGUGUACAGCCCUCUGUCUGCAGACGUAGAGCUGCCCGAGAGACAGCCUGGGCCCCGGCGCUACUUCAUUCUGUCGUCUCAGACGGCCAUCCACCGUGAGUACCGGGCAGAGCUGGAGAGGCUGAAGGAGGAGAACGGGGAGGCUCUGCUCCUCCUGGACAAGUGCAGCAACCUCUCUCAGGGAGUCGCCUCAGCGAGGAAACGCUGCUACAAGGGCCAGGUGUUCGACUACCCCCUGAUCCUCCAGGAGUCGUCGUUCUGUGUGGUGCUGCGUGGGGCUCGGCUGGGACAGGCCACCCUCAGUGAUGUGCUGCAGGCUGGCUGUGUCCCUGUCAUCCUAGCAGACUCCUACAUCCUGCCCUUCUCUGAGGUCCUCGACUGGAAGAGGGCAUCCGUGGUCAUUCCAGAGGAGAAGCUCCCAGAGAUGUACACCAUCUUGAAGAGUAUCCCUCACAGGCAGGUGGAGGAGAUGCAAAGACAGGCCCGCUGGUUCUGGGACGCUUACUUCAGCUCCAUGAAGGCCAUCGGUAUGACAACGCUUCAGAUCAUCAAUGACCGCAUCUACCCCUAUGCUGCCCGCACCUACGAACAGUGGAACAACCCCCCUGUGGUGAAGUGGUCGAGUGUGAACAGCCCUCUGUUCCUGCCUCUCAUCCCACCGAGGUCCCCAGGGUUCACUGCUGUGGUGCUGACCUACGACCGUAUCGAGAGCCUCUUCCGGGUCAUCACUGAGAUCUCCAAGGUUCCCAGCCUGGCCAAGCUACUGGUGGUGUGGAACAACCAGAACAAGAGUCCCCCUGAAGAUUCUUUAUGGCCGAAGAUUGCCGCGCCUCUCAAGGUGGUGCGCACCAAAGAGAACAAGCUCAGCAACCGCUUCUUCCCCUACGACGAGAUCGAGACUGAGGCCGUGCUGGCCAUCGACGAUGACAUCAUCAUGCUGACGUCUGAUGAACUACAGUUUGGCUAUGAGGUGUGGAGGGAGUUCCCAGACCGGUUGGUGGGGUACCCGGGUCGGCUCCACCUGUGGGACCACGAGAUGGGGAAGUGGAAGUACGAGUCCGAGUGGACCAACGAGGUGUCCAUGGUUCUGACUGGAGCAGCCUUCUACCACAAGUACUUCAACUACCUGUACACUUACAAGAUGCCAGGAGACAUCAAGAACUGGGUGGAUGCUCAUAUGAACUGUGAGGAUAUCGCCAUCAACUUCCUGGUGGCCAACAUCACUGGCAAGGCCCCCAUAAAGGUGACCCCAAGGAAGAAGUUCAAGUGUCCUGAGUGCACAGCCAUUGACGGUCUGUCCCUGGACCAGACACACAUGGUAGAGAGAUCGGAGUGCAUCAACAAGUUUGCGUCGGUGUUCGGCACCAUGCCCCUGAAGGUAGUGGAACACCGUGCAGACCCAGUCCUCUACAAGGACGACUUCCCAGAGAAGCUCAAGAGUUUCCCCAACAUCGGCAGUCUCUGACCGGACAGGGCUGUGGCCCAGCAACCCCCAGACACCCAUACAUACCCAGCAUCUUCUAGUUCAGGGGAGACAUAGAAGAGUUUAUCUCUGUCCAUAUAGAACCUGGAAGGUUGUUGUUCUCUGUAGGGUGGUGUGGGGUUGGGAGCCUGUAUUGUUUCCUUUCCUAAAUACUGGUUUGAAUUAGAAGUGGUGAGAGAUGAGGUGUGUGUGCUCAUUGGUUGGCUGGACAGAAUCUACUGUGCGACUGAGAGAUGAGGUGUGUGUGCUCAUUGGUUGGCUGGACAGAAUCUACUGUGCGACUGAGAGAUGAGGUGUGCGUGCUCAUUGGUUGGCUGGACAGAAUCUACUGUGCGACUGAGAGAUGAGGUGUGCGUGCUCAUUGGUUGGCUGGACAGAAUCUACUGUGCGACUGAGAGAUGAGGUGUGUGUGCUCAUUGGUUGGCUGGACAGAAUCUACUGUGCGACUGAGAGAUGAGGUGUGUGUGCUCAUUGGUUGGCUGGACAGAAUCUACUGUGUGACUGAGAGAUGAAGUGUGUGUGCUCAUUGGUUGGCUGGACAGAAUCUACUGUGCGACUGAGAGAUGAGGUGUGCGUGCUCAUUGGUUGGCUGGACAGAAUCUACUGUGCGACUGAGAGAUGAGGUGUGCGUGCUCAUUGGUUGGCUGGACAGAAUCUACUGUGCGACUGAGAGAUGAGGUGUGUGUGCUCAUUGGUUGGCUGGACAGAAUCUACUGUGCGACUGAGAGAUGAGGUGUGUGUGCUCAUUGGUUGGCUGGACAGAAUCUACUGUGCGACUGAGAGAUGAGGUGUGUGUGCUCAUUGGUUGGCUGGACAGAAUCUACUGUGCGACUGAGAGAUGAGGUGUGUGUGCUCAUUGGUUGGCUGGACAGAAUCUACUGUGCGACUGAGAGAUGACAAGUCUGUGUAUGUCCACUGCUGCUGUAUUUGAACCAGAGGCCCCGUGGGCUCUUUGGCUGAUCUGGGGUCAGUGUAUAUAAAUCACACCGGUGCUACAUGUGAGUCAGGACUGCUGUCUGCCGCUGCUGUCUGCCGCUGCUGUCUGCCAAACACAGCAGUUGUGUAAUAUGCUGAACAGUAGAGAUAAUAUAUCCCAUGUCAUUUAUCUCGAACUGAUGAAUUUUUUAAAAUGAUAAAUAAUAUGAGACAAGGUAGUGUUAGAGGGCGCUUCUCGUCUAAGGUCAUUUCAUGGCAUGAGCAAUUUUUAUUUGUUUAGUGUGAGCACUGCAGAGGUGUAUGGUCCGCUUUCUCUGCAUAGAGGAUAUAUCGCAAAUAAUAUGUACACUAUAUAUUUACUGCCAACUGUUCUACUGCUAACACUUUUCAAAAGAAUGACCGGUAUCUGGACAUUUGAAUGACCUUUUAUAAAGUGUUGUGCUUCAUAAUGAACUAUUGCAGUAACAUCUAGUCUGGUAUAGUAGGGAAGGUACUGUAACUGAUGCGGUGACAUUGGACUGUCUGCUUCAUGGAGAUGUAGGCACCAGGUUGUACAACUCCCCAAUUUUGAUGUCUCUUUUUGUUUUAUCUUUCUGUUAGUCUGUGUAGGCUUGCUCAUCUCUCUAAAGGAAUGUCCUAAGCAUUUCAAGUUUGUCAGCACACACUUUUUAAAAUGUCAAUAUUGCCUUUUUUGUUUUGUUUUUUUACUUGUGUAAGGAUUGUUGUUUGUGAUAAAUGUGUCCCAAAAUAUAUAUAAAUAUGACUUAGUGAAGAAAUACAUGCUAAAUAAAGAUGUUUUUCAUUGGCCUGGGAUUAAAGAAAGGAACAAUGGUGCUGCCGGACUCCAACCAAGGUGCAUGAAUUGAGGAGCAAAGUGAAGAGGAAAUUCAGCUACUGGAGAACAGAGGAAGUUGAAAAAAACGUAAUCGGAAGUGUUCUAGAUGUGGAUGACGAUGUUGUAUGCAUGUUUAUUGGAGUGGUUUUCUCAUGCACAGUCACCAGUAGCAAGCCUCUGUGUCAGUCACGCUCUCUGUCCUCAUUUUGAUUUGGUGAAAGCCCAUGUCUGACCAGGGCUGUUGUGACAGCCAGGCCGUGUGCAGCACCACUGUUCAGCCUCGCCUGUCACCUGUUAAUACACGCUCCCUAAUCCACCCUGUACAAUGUCAGCAGUUCAAAGGAACGCUGUUAGUAUUUUUGUCGACUGCGUGACAUUCUUGGAGGUUAGGAGGUCUCAUUUCAUCCCUCAUGUCUGAAAUACUGAGGGAUUUUAGGCUGUCACUGCAACUGAUGCAAUCAUGGUACAUAUGAGGUAGAUGAUAUGUAAAUGCAAGAAGAUGGACGCGUUUCUUUUUUUACACUAGAUUUUUAUUGAAGGCCCUCCCACCCCUCCAUCCUAAUUUAUAUAGACAUCAGUAAAAACAGAACACCAGAAUCCCCAAAAUCUCCACACACGUUACUACAUGUGUUGCCCAUUGCUGCAGGACAUUGUGAAAACUGCUACUCUUAAUGACUCCUCUGAGUCUUGCCAUCCUAAAAACAUCCCAGUCUUUAAAUGUAGGAUGUUUCCGUGAGAGUAGGAAUCCUUCUGCAGUAGCAUCAUUCCCACCACACAACAGCAUAGAAAGCUUGUCAAAGAGCUCUGACCUCUUUGACUAAAUGUGUUUUAUUGUUUGUUUAAAGGUCCAAUGCAGCCUUUUUAAUCGCAAUAUAGAAUUAUUUCAGGGUAACAGUAAAGUACCUUACUGUUAUUUCAAUUCAAAUGGUCAAAAAGAAGCAAAAAUAACUUCUUAGCAAAGAGCAAUUUCUGAAGUGAGAAUUUUGCUCGACUGUCUGGGAGUGGUCUGAAUGGGGAGGGGAGAACAACACCAGCUGUUAUUGGCAGAGCAGGUUGUAACUCUGGUGUUGACACCAGGCAGACCAAAACUCCAUCCCACCACAACAGGCUGGCAUUUCAUGCAAUCUUUUCAAACAGCUCUUACACUAAAAGUCCAUUAUGAUUUUCACCAUUUCACAGUAUUAUUACAACCUCAUAGUGUGGAAUAUAUAAAAGCAGGAAAAUCACGUUUUGGACUGCACUGGAUCUUUAAAUAAUUGGCGGGAACUAUAUGAAAUUACUCGUGACAAUUGAAGCUGCACUUCAGUUAUCCAUUAAAAAAAA